AUGAUGUCUGAGGUUGUUGAGUCCGUUGGUAAACUGUGCCCAAUUUGUCAUGAUGAUAUUGACUACUUUGCAUACGGAUCAUGUAAUCAUCCUACAUGUACAAAAUGUGUACUGAAGUUGCGAAAGUUUGGAAGCGCUGAUGAGCCUGAAUUUUCACAAUGUCCUACUUGUCGGCAGAAUAUUAACAGAGUUGCGAUUAUGAGGAAUUUCGUUCCGUUCGACAAUAUUGACGUGUCCUUACUUCGACAUGACUCAAAGUUUGAUUUUAUGUUUCCUGAUGUGGAGAUUGAACAGCACUACCUAAACAUGCUUAAAUCAGUCUGCCCUAUUUGUGGUGAAGAAAAAAAGUCUCUCUCUGCCUUAAAUAGACACACUACUUUGGAGCAUCAGCUUUCUUAUUGUGAUCUCUGUAUUCGAUAUGCCAGGCUUUUGCCAUGUGAAUUCGUACUUAUGAAACCAGCUGACCUUACAAAACAUCGUUCAUGGGAUAAAAACAAGAAGAAAGGCCAUCCUUUGUGCGAUUUCUGUAAAGAACGAUUUUAUGAAAUGGAAGACUUAAUAACCCAUAUUCGUGAUCUUCACUUUUUAUGUGAUCUUUGCAUGACUACAGGAAAGUUUGUGGUUUUCAGACAGCAGUGUGAAUUAUUAAACCAUUACGGUGAAUCUCAUCAUCUAUGUUCCGAGUGUCGAGCUCAACAACGUAUCUCAUGUUUUGCAACCGAGGAUCGUUUAGGCUUGCAUCGUUUUCAAGAACAUCCAAAUGAAGUGGCCAAUGAUCCCAACUCCUGGCUUCCGAUUUCUAUACGACACGUAACAUCUACUGAUUCUGCUUUCAGGCGACGUGACCAAAUAUUUCCUGAUGUAUAUAGUGUGGAUGGCGUUGUUGAUGCAUCUGAUGGUAGACUUACUUCACAAGACAAUCCUAGUGUAACAUACCGACGACCUAAUCCUUCUGAAUGGACCGGUGAAGAUUUUCCUUCACUUCAGUCGACCAGACCAAUGACCACAAGUUCUCACUUAACAACAAAUGAGUCUAGGAGUCCUCAAACACCCGUACAAAGACUUAGGGAGUCAACCACUACUUUGACAGAACGCGAGAUAAACGACACAAAUAAUUCCGUACAAAAUAAACGACCAAUAACUGGUGGAAGUUGGGUUUCUCGUGUUGCUAAUGUCAAUUUUACUAAUAAAGAUCGUCUUACAUCUGAAGAUUUUCCUAGUUUAACACAAUCAACAAAUCCUUCCACUGGCAAACCUCCCACGUGGGUUAGAAGUAAUGCUUCUCAACUCAUACAAAAUCCUCAGACCGAUACAUCCAAUCAUUUUAGCUUUCCAACUCUUGGAUCAAACAAUCAUGCUUCUGCUAGUAGUAGUAGUCCUUCGUCAGGAUGGUCGAAAACAAGCCGUAAUACAUCUUCGGAAGAACAACUUAAGUCCACAUUUCCUCAGUCAGUUUCUCUGCAGACGCCUACAUCUUCCGAUUUUCCGUCACUUCCAACAAAUUCCAAUCCUAGUCAUUCAAAUCGCACUAUCAAUUUAACUUCAAAGUCAGUUUUAGAAAAUAAAUCCAAGGUGUUUAAAACACCAGCGGCUGAUGCAAUGAAAAAGAAAACUGAACCUUUAACAGUCACAACCGCAUUAAAAAUUACGAAGAAACCAAAACCUAGAAACAACUCAAGAACAAUAAACAAUAAUAUGGAUGAGCAUGGUGGUAUGACUUUAAGGGAUGAUAGCGAGAAGUAUGCUGAUGAUCAGUCACCAUUGGAAAAACCUCAGUUCAGUCAUAUCCGAACAGUAGAUGUUCUUAAUAUUAAUCAACAAUCAUCUAGUCAAAUAAAUCUAAUUAAUCAUGAACCAUUAUCACUUACAAAUGAUUUUCCAUGUCUAUCUGAAAAUAAAACUAAUUCCAAUGAUACAAUACAGAAAAAAUCACAAAAUCGACAAACAAAAAAGAAAAUCAUUGAUACUACUGUUCAUCAAUCUGAACAACAACACUCUUCUCAUACAACCAGUAGUGUUGUGAAUAACACUUUAAAACCUGAAAUUAAUUCAUUAAUCAAACUUAUAAAAUCUAUUCAUUUUAAUGAUAACAUGGAUAUUGAAUGCUUAUUAUAUGCUAAAUCUCAAUAUGUAGCUCCACCGGAUAUGGAAAUACGUAAUCGUGAAUUAAUUCAAACAGUGGAAAAUGAUUUAUUUGAUAAAAGUGGCAAGACAGCUUUUAUUCGGUUUGCUGAUUUAUCACGUCGUUAUCGUUAUAAACAAAUCAAUGCUACAGCUUACUUGGAAGGCUUAAUUGGUCUUCUAAAUGUCAAUACUGUGAAUCAGAAUGAUGAUGACAAUAUUCCAUACUGGAUAGGUCCGAUGAUUUCCUUAUUGCCUGAUAUAGGGCUUCAACGUGCCUUACUUCGUGCUCUGCAAGCACAAGGAUCUCCACGUAUUCCAGUUGAUAUGCAAGAAGCUUUGUUAAAAAGUGGUCAUCAAUUUAAGCGCAACAAAAUCCCUAUAUUAGCUCUUCCUCCAUGGUCAAAGAAAGUCCUAAAAACAAUGCAAACAUGCCAGGAAUGUGGUCAAGUUUGUCUACGAAGUGAUCUAUCGAUUCAUAUGGAAUUGGCUCAUUCUGUGUAUAUAUUCUUGUGUAUAAUGGUACAUAAGAAACGUCCAAAGUCGGUACGGAAUGCACGAAAUGCAGCGCUUGCAUUGGAGGAAAAACGUUACACCAAAACCCCACAUACAAUGGUUUUCUCACGUCCUGGUGUUGGAAGUUUAGUGAAACAAUUAUCUCUCGAUGUUAGAGAGAUUUUUGAACCCUUUACAGCUAGCCGUUUACGUGUAACCCGUCAGAAUGUACUGAAAGAUUUUAUUACUAUCGCUGGUCCAUUGAACGUAACACAUUUGUUAUAUUUCACACACCCUAAUGAUGAGAAACGUGAACAGAAACGUGCCCGUCGUUUAGCUAAAGCUUCUGCAAAACAGUUAAAAAAUGAAAAUUCUUCAGUUGAACAAAAUACUACUGAAAUUCAAGCAGUAACCAGUAAAAGUUGUAGUAACCACGGUGGUGUUUAUCUACACAUGAUUCGUGUUCCGCAUGGACCUAGUCUUACUUUCCGUGUUGCUGAAUAUAGCUUGAAACGUGAUAUACAAACUUUGGUUCGUCGAGUUUUCGAUAGUCGUCAGUAUAGUUCACCGCCUUUGUUAGUAAUGACUGGAUUUGGUAUGGGCGGCACGAACGCGAAUACAUCCGCUCCAUUGCCACAUCUACGUUUAGUCGUAGAUAUGUUUCAAAAUUUACUGCCUCCAUUAAAUGUUCCGAAGCUUAAACUUAGUACAGUAAAACGAGUUUUACUUGUUAGUCGAGAAGUCGACACUGCAUACAUUAAUACUACUACUAAUGACAAUAGUAGUAGUGGUUGUACUGGUGACGACACAAAACAGCACCAACCACAGCAAGUGAAUGAUGUAAUUUACAUUCGACACUUUCAUAUUCGUACUGAAAAUCGUUGUAUAAGCCGUGCACUACGACGUCUUGGUGUUGGCGGUGCAAAAAUGAAACGUCGAUGUGUUGAUAACUCUGAGUUGAAAUGUGGAAUUGGUCCAAGUGGUUCAGGAAAAACAACAGGUGUACCGAAUUUAGCGAAAUAUUCAUCUAUGGACGAUUUUUUAACUAAAACAGGACUUUUAUCCGAUUCAGCAUUAUCAGAUAUUUUAUCAGAUAUGGAAGAAGUUGAUUUAGUUUCAGAUGUUCACUUGUCAAGUUCUGGAUUCGCUAACGCAGAUGCUAUACAAUCACGUAAACGUAAACAUGGUCAUGGCACUAGUUCAAUACAUGGAUUAAAACAUUUAGGCACAGCUAAAAAAGCUACAAUUCGACUUACUGAAAUUGGACCAAGAAUUACUUUAAAUCUAAUUAAAAUAGAAGAAGGUGUAAACACUGGUACAGUUUUAUAUCAUCGUUGGCAAACACGUACACUAUCUGAAUUAGCUCAUCAAUCAGAAUGUCUAAGACAACGUGAACUAAUUCGUGCAAAACGUCGUGCUGAACAUGAAGCUCGACGUUUAGCGAAUGAAGCUGAACGUGAAGCACAUCGUGCUAUUUGUCUUGAAGGUAUGAAACGUGCUGGUCAAUUGUCAACACAAGAUGAAAUUAAUACUGAUGAAAAACCAAUAAAUUCUAAAAUGGUUAAAUUUCAAUUAGAUGAAAGAACUGAAAAGAAACGUAAAAAGAAAUUAGAAGUCAAUGAAAAAUCUAGCAAAUCAGUUGUCAAAAAAGCAUUCAAAAGUAAUCUCAUUGUUAGAAAAAAGAAGAAAUAAUAUCAGCAAUUGUUUAAUUCAAAUAUUAUUUCUGUACAAAUCCAUAAUAGAAUGGUGUAUUUGUGUGUGUUUUUUUUAUUUUGUAAAUAUCUGUAAAUCAUAUUUAUUAAAUAGAAAUGUUUGUUCU
Messenger RNA from Schistosoma mattheei, 4435 nucleotides. The record is from the annotation of a GenBank genome assembly. NCBI's taxonomy places the organism in Eukaryota, Metazoa, Platyhelminthes, Trematoda, Strigeidida, Schistosomatidae.